GAUGCCGGAACUACGGAAUUUACAACCCACACUAUCGAAUCGCUUAAACAAUUCUGUUUUGAACAAAUAAAAAAAUACGAGAUUUACUACGAAACAAAUGGGACCCAAACUGAGUCGGUCGUAGACAGGAUUGGAAAAGUUGUCUGCCCAAAUAAUUGUUCGAAUAAUGGAGUCUGCACUGCAGGUGUAUGUAUAUGCAGUGCUUCAUUCGUUGGUUUUGAUUGUUCACACACCAAAUCAACUCCUCCCACCAAUACUUCCUUACCGGAAAAUGGCUUGUGCACAACCAGCAAAAGAGCAUGCGCAAAAACAAACAUUUACGGUUACUUUUUAGAGGAAAAUAUCCAUGUGAAAUUUAAUUUCUUUGAGAUAACAGAUUCAGGAAAAUCAGCAGUGCUAUCUACACACACAACAAUUGGUACAUAUAUUGGGCUAACUAUCAUAAAGGCAGACUUUCCUAUUAAUUCACGUAGGAAAAGAUCAUCAUCUGCAAAUGUUUACGGCAAUGGAUUUGAUAUCAAUCUCUCCUAUGACGGCGUCAAUUAUGGUGACACAAUGACCCUUAUCAUAUAUAAUGAUGAGUGCUUCAACUGUAAUGCAUCAACAUUCGAAUGCACUUUGAAGCAAUCUUGUCCAACAACAACAGCAACAACAACAGAGCAAACCACAACUGGUGCCAGAAGUACAGGGUCAUCAACUGUUCAGAUUCCACCCACAAAACAAGGAGGUGGACGGAGGCAGCCACCAGAAAAACCAGAAUCUAAUGAAGAAGAAAAUGUCCAUUUGGGUUUGAUAAUUACACUAAUUGUACUCUCCCUCCUUAUUCUGGCUGUCGUCAGCGCUCUACUGUAUAUGAAGUUGCGACCCUCAAGGAAAUCGAGUCCAAUGACCUAUGGCACCAGCACUGUUGAAUGUAGUCAACCACCUCGUCAACAUUACGAAACCAUAUCACAGGGUCGCCCUCCAUCCCCGCCUCCUAGGUAUGACACAAUUACCGGUAGUCCUCUUCAAGGCAGCAACAAAACUACUGAACCACCAGAGUCUCGUCCACAAACAGCUUCUGGUAUUCACGUGGACUUUACAAACAAGGCUUACAGCAAUCAAUAA
Molecule: messenger RNA, 1107 nt
Organism: Saccostrea cuccullata (small rock oyster)
Lineage: Eukaryota; Metazoa; Mollusca; Bivalvia; Ostreida; Ostreidae
Exons: 6
Source: RefSeq, a predicted model, not a curated record